ACGUCACACUAACACUCACCACAACAAAAUUAACUAGUUCAGCUCCUAACCUGUAUUACGAUUCUUCUGUCAGUGACUUUUCCCUUAACAACAAUAACAACCAAGUAUGGUGGACGUGAAAGACGACAUGACGAACAACGACACUGAGUCUUAUGGAGCUGCGAAUGCUGCUGAUCCAAAAAAUGUUCAGGAACUCACCCAAUACGUUCAGAGCUUGUUGCAAACCAUCCAGGACAAGUUCCAGAACAUGUCCGAUCAGAUCCUGACACGAAUUGAUGAAAUGGGCACUCGAAUCGAUGAUUUGGAGAAAAACAUUGGGGAUUUGAUGACUCAGGCUGGUGUAGAGGCGCCCGACAAAUAAGGCUUAACAUAUCAGUUAGGUUAAUUAAGAAAAGCAUGUAUUUUAGAAGGGUAAGGCGUUAAUAUUACUUUAAGACGAUUACCUAUAUUCCCUAGCGGAACUUAUUUAAGUUAUGAUAUUCCUAUCUGUCCUAACUUAUUUAAGUUAUUUAAAAUGGCAGCGAAGAAUAGUCGCCACUGUUUUGUUGUAUCAUUUGUGUUUAGUCUCUGUAAAAAAAUGCGCAAACGUU
Molecule: messenger RNA, 590 nt
Organism: Dendroctonus ponderosae (mountain pine beetle)
Lineage: Eukaryota; Metazoa; Arthropoda; Insecta; Coleoptera; Curculionidae
Product: heat shock factor-binding protein 1
Exons: 3
Coding region: 107-361 (84 amino acids)
Biological process (GO): cellular heat acclimation
Cellular component (GO): nucleus; cytosol
Molecular function (GO): transcription corepressor activity
Source: RefSeq, a predicted model, not a curated record